AUGAGUGACAGAGUAUUAUUGAAGGUGUAUUAUUUUGGUCAGAUUUUGUUACAAACAUCUGAAGGAGUAACAUUUGUUUGUGAUAAUCCGUUAGAUGUUGUGAUUCCUUUCACAAUCUCAUUUGAAGAGCUCAAAGGUGUGAUCUGUGAAGAGAUUCAUUUUGAGAGGGCAAGAAGAAUAUCCUGUAUUCUGUAUAGAUAUCCUAUACAAGUGUUUGGUGGAUUCGUCAGUUUCAAACGAAAUAUGUUACGGACGAAGCGAGCAUGCAAUAUGUUUUCCAUGUAUAUUGAAAAUCGGAGUCAACUCUCGUUCAUCGAGUUGUAUGUUGAGUUUGAGCAAUCUGAGGCCGACCAGAAUAUUUUACGGAAAGAUUACAAUAGUGAUAGUGAAGAAGAGUUCGAAAGCAACUACGAAUUUGUUCGUCCAGAUGGAGAUGAGGUUGAAGGUGACGGAGCUAUGGCUCCGGAUGUGUCUGACGUGGCAACUGCACUGGCAAAUGAUGUGCCGUUUGAGGAGCCAUCAUUCAUGCGAGUUUUGGAUUUGGAAGCCAUGCAUGUUUCGGAGUUUCCGGAUUAUAUCAGUGCAGAAAUUUCUUUUGUCGCAGAUGGUGAAUUUGCCGUUGGGAUGGAAUUCAGUUUCAGGGAAGCUGUUAUUAAAGCGAUAAAAGAGUAUACUAUUCGAAGAAGCGUAGACUACCGGGUGUAUGAAUCUGAGCCGUUGACAUUUUAUGCGAAGUGUACACAGUAUGGGUCAGGGUGUGAUUGGCUUAUCCGGGUUAGCAUGAUCAGCCGGAAGUACUAUUGGGUUAUAAGGAGGUAUAAUGGCAGUCACACAUGUACCAGAGCCACAAUUUCUCUGGAUCAUUCGAAGCUGGAUUCGACCACAAUUGCAGAAGCAAUUAAAUCGUUGGUUGAGGCUGACCCCGCCUUAAAGGUAAAAUCGGUUAUAGCAGAGGUGCAAUUGAAGUUCAACUACAUUGUUAGUUAUCAGAAAGCAUGGUUGGCUAAGCAAAAGGUAGUGAAAAAAAUAUUUGGAGGCUGGAAAGCAUCGUACGAAGCAUUGCCUAUAUGGUUUGAGGCCAUGUGCCACAAGGAGCCGUCAGCUGUUGUUCAUUUUGAGACUAUGCCUGCAUAUCAAGGCGAUGACUUGGUGACUGAUAUCCAAGUGUUGCAUCAUAUCUUUUGGAGUUAUUACCCCUGUAUUAGAGCAUUCAGACAUUGUAAGCCAGUUGUCCAGGUGGAUGGGACUCACUUGUACGGAAAGUACAAGGAUUGUCUACUAGUGGCAGUGUCACAGGAUGGCAACAACAAUAUCGUCCCAAUUGCGUUUGCGAUUGUGGAGGGAGAGACUUCAGAUGCGUGGCACUUUUUUCUGAGUAACCUUCGUCAACAUGUUGUCACUCGGGAUGGUGUGGGACUGAUAUCUGACCGUCACGAAUCCAUAAAUGCAGUUGUGGAAAGGAGUAACGGGGCUUGGUCACCUCCUAGAGCUUUUCAUAUGUUUUGCAUCAGGCAUAUAGAGUCGAAUUUUUUGAGAAAAUUCAAGGCGCCGUACUUGCAGAAACUGGUCAUCAACUUAGGAUAUUCGAGGACGGUGCGGGAGUACGAGGUGCGUUACCAGCGUUUACGAGAACGGGGCGAGGCCUACACUGACUGGUUAAACCGAAUCUCCGAGAACAGUACGCGUUGGCUUUUGACGGUGGAUAUCAAUGGGGUCAUAUGA
Messenger RNA from Arachis duranensis, 1722 nucleotides. RefSeq lists its product as uncharacterized. Lineage: Eukaryota; Viridiplantae; Streptophyta; Magnoliopsida; Fabales; Fabaceae. The record is from RefSeq and is a predicted model, not a curated record. The coding region runs from base 1 to 1722 and encodes 573 amino acids. The transcript is spliced from 3 exons.